CUAAGGAGUUGCUUACUAACAAAUAUGUUGCGGAAGUAAUAAACUCACAAAGACAGGUGUAUUUACUAUGUGUUAAUAUGACAUUUACAAGUCUUUGAUGAGGUAUGGUAUUUAGCGAGCUUAGUUGAAAUGAAGGACAUUUUGUAUUUGUACACGAUACAUGGAACAAAAACAAAUAGAAUUAUGUGAUGUUUGCAACAACUGUGCAGGGUUAAAAUAACAGAGUGGUAAUGGAAUACGAAUAGUAACAUAUACUCAUAAACAUCGAAGCGUGGUAACUAUGGAGAUUGCUAAAGCGAGCUUCUGGUCUGUUGUUGACACCUUUUGGGACGCGAUUGACGGUAUCGUAUAUCGAGGCUCAAAACAGGAAAUCCGAGAUGCAAUCCGAUGCGGCAAUACAGAAGAAGUCAUUCAUUUUAUAGAUAAAUUCAACAGCGAACAGGUCGUUCGAGAUUCCAUCUGUUGCUGUAUAGAAAUGGGAAAUACAGAAAUGCUUCAAUGUAUUUUACAGAGAGUAGAUGAUUCAGGAGGCAAAGAAAGGAUGAUCCUCACAAAGCAAUGCAAAGACAAUCAUUCUCCGUUACACAUUGCCUGCAAGUUAGGAAACCAAGAGGCUACGUCAUUCCUUCUUCAUUACGGCUUCCUCGUUAACACUGUCAACCAGUCGAAGCAGACGCCAUUAUGGGUAGCCAUAUCAAAGGGAAAUCACUCUGUAUCUGAAAUACUUCUAGCAAAUAUUGAAAUUGAUGUAAAUAUUUACGUGAAACAAUCAGUAAAAGGAACUAGGGAAACCCAGAAUAUAACGAUUUUACUUCAGGCAGCCAUAAUUGACGACAUGAAAUCGGUUAUUGCAAUUUGCCAUCGCAAUCCAGAUACGAACGUUGAAGAUGCUACGGGGAGAACGGCUUUACAUUAUACAAGUUGUAACGGAAGAACAGAUGGUGUUCUCACCUUACUGCAUUGUGGGUCUGAUAUAAAUAAACUCAGCAAAGAUUUAGAAUCUCCUUUGUACUUAGCAUGCCAAAAUGGCCAUACUGAUGUUGCAAGAUUGUUACUUGAAUCAGGAGCGGUUAUCAAUAAAACAGAAAAACGAAAUGAAACCAUAUCACAGCUAACGUGUCAAAAAUAUCCAUUGAUAACUGCGAUCGAAAACCGUCACACCAACAUCGUGUCUUUGUUAAUUUCGCACGGUGUCGACAUCAACCUUAUUCUUUUAAAUGACAGGAGACCAUUGCAUAUCGCCUGUAGUGCGGGGACAUUAGAAACAGUGAAGGUCAUAAUAAAGUCAGGUGGAGAUGUUAAUAUCAAAGAUUCAUUUGGACAGACUCCACUUUUCUAUUGUUUAAGAAGUGGGAUGUUUCAAAUUGUUGUGCGAUUUUGCCGAAUAAAUAAUAUAUAUAGUAACUUUGAUCAAAAACAUAAAAUCGAUGAAUAUUUAAAAGUUUUAAGAGAAGGAAACAAAAUUAUGGAAUAUCUUUUAAAGUGUGGUGCAAUCGUCAACUGUAAAGAUAUUCAUGGAUUAUCUCCUUUAGAUUAUGGAAUGAGGACACAUCGGCAUAUCUCAACUUGUAUUUUGUUGAAAUAUGGUUGCAAAAUAGAUCGGAAAUAUUAUGAGGAAACAUCAUGGCUUAUAAAUGAAACAUAUAAUUAUGAAUCAACAAAUUUAUUCUUUUUGUAUAUCUUAAUUAAACAUGAACUAAAAUUCAGAAAUGUACUACCGUUAAAUAUAGAAAGAUCGAACAUCAUAACUGGAACCAGCACAAAAGAUUUUAUAUUUGAAGAGUUCAGGAAACCAGCAUCACUGAAAGAUCAGACCAGAAUUAUUAUACGAAAUACAAUACACGCCAUCACAGGAAAAGAGUUUGAAUCGAACAUUCACGGCCUUCCUUUACCAAAGACACUUAAAGCUUUCCUUAUGUACUGUGAAAUUGAACCAAUGUUAAAUAUCCAAGACGAAAUUCUGUGAACAUAUUAAACUAUAACCUCCUUAUCUAUAAUUGAAGAUUUGAGUACUCUUUACUGUUGGCUCUUACAAGAAAGCCUAUCAUAGAGGUCACACGAUUUAUAUGAAAUGUUUCUGUGGUAUCGCGUGGUCUACAGUAAAAUUGCAUUAACUCUAUCUCUAUCACGAUGCUUGGAUAGACGUUUUUCCUUUGAAAAACUUGCUAUUUUAAAUUUACAUUAAUAAAAGUAUUUAAAUAA
Molecule: messenger RNA, 2202 nt
Organism: Mytilus californianus (California mussel)
Lineage: Eukaryota; Metazoa; Mollusca; Bivalvia; Mytilida; Mytilidae
Product: putative ankyrin repeat protein RF_0381
Exons: 10
Coding region: 281-1966 (561 amino acids)
Biological process (GO): positive regulation of transcription by RNA polymerase II; intracellular signal transduction
Cellular component (GO): nucleus
Molecular function (GO): protein binding; transcription cis-regulatory region binding
Source: RefSeq, a predicted model, not a curated record